Messenger RNA from Dreissena polymorpha, 2711 nucleotides. RefSeq names its product signal recognition particle 14 kDa protein-like. Gene Ontology annotation, cellular component: signal recognition particle, endoplasmic reticulum targeting. Gene Ontology annotation, molecular function: 7S RNA binding; endoplasmic reticulum signal sequence receptor activity. Gene Ontology annotation, biological process: SRP-dependent cotranslational protein targeting to membrane. The record is from RefSeq and is a predicted model, not a curated record. The coding region runs from base 137 to 463 and encodes 108 amino acids. NCBI's taxonomy places the organism in Eukaryota, Metazoa, Mollusca, Bivalvia, Myida, Dreissenidae. The transcript has 5 exons.
CACGUUAAAAAACAACUCCGAUUGGUUAAAUUAAUACCGUUUAACCAAUGAAAUACGUUCAGAGAUUCGGAACACGUCGAAAGGGAACGUUGAUAUCUACACAAUUUCCACAUCACUCGCCUAGAUAUUUAGCAAGAUGGUUUUACUUGAAAACGACACGUUUCUCACAGAAUUGACAAAGAUGUUUCAGAAGUCGAGAACAUCAGGAUCAGUCUCAUUAACCAUGAAACGAUAUGACGGUCACACCAAGCCAAAACCCAGGAAAGGCUCUCUCCCAGAACCUUCUGAGUACAAGUGUCUGGUGCGGGCAGUAUGUGGAAACAAGAAACUUAGCACCGUGAUAAACCAAAAAGAUGUAAAUAAAUUUCAAAUGGCAUAUACAAACCUCUUGAAAGGAAACAUGGAUGGUUUGAAAAAGCGUGACAAGAAGUCUGGCAAGUCAAAAACGAAGGCUACCCAGUGAGGAUUUGAAAUGGAGAACCCAGUGGGAGGAACUUUCUUUGUGAACAAAUAAUGUUCAUUUGUAAAAAAAUGUCCAAGUUGGAUGUUGCCUUGGCAAGCAAGCUAUGACUUUGGUCCGGUCUUAUUUAUAAUUGCUUUAACAAAUUAUGAUACACAUGCAAAAUGCAGAAUAUGUUGAUAGAGCUGUUGUUGUAUUUUUGUAGAUAAUACCUGUUUUGAUAAGUAUUUUGUAUUUACAUUAUUGACAUGUGCCAUUCUAAACGCCCUUCAAAAUAUAAUAAGAGAAAUUUACGAAUAUUAACAUUGAAAUUGGACUAACCUUGGAUAAAAAUAAUUUAUUUAAUUGGUAUUUAAAUUCAAUAUUAAUGGAAACACCUUUUGGAGAAUAUAUUACUGUUUGUACUUGUUAUAAUGUCAGUAAUAGUAAUGGUGAGUUUUCAUCCAUUUAGACAUUUUAAUCCUCUUUUUAUUCAAUCACGUAUGCAAGAUUUUUAUGAAGAGUUCUGUUUUAAGGCACUUAUCACCCUGAUUGAACACCCCACUAACAAUUAUAAAAUUACGCAAUCUUAUUUCUUUUAAAUUGAUUUGUAUAAAGUGUAAAUUUAGUUGGUUUAUGUAAAUGGGAAUGUGUAGGUGUUAAUUGUUAGUAUGAAUAGCCAUAAAAUUGUUUGAUGUUCAUAAACAGUUCAUCAACAAAAGCAAAAUGUUAAAUUUGUUAUGUGCAUAGAAAUAUGCAAUAUAUUGUUAUAUACAAAAAACACACUAGAUAUCUUUGAUCUAUGUCUAUUAAAUUUUUGCAGUAUAUACAAUAUUACAUGUUUGGGUCAUUUUAUACAUUUGAAUAGUCUCGUCUAGGAAAAUCGUUAAUAUGCUUGCCUUUUAAACGAGGAUUUGAUCGUUCUUAAUACUACAUACACGUACUUUUCUUUAUAUGACAAAAAUAUUUAAAACUUCCCAAAAUUUGGAUGAAUUUAUUUGAUGUCUACAGCGUCAUAGGGCAAUUAAAUCGAUUAACCUCGAUCUAUUGUCAAAGCCCGACAUUUGUUGGUAGGACAGAAAUACUGAUCUUAGUUUUAAUAUCUCUUAUUGAUGCCCAUAUGUCAAAAACCAGAGAUGCAUUUCUUUAUUUAAAAAAAAAAUAGGUACGUUUAAGAUAAUUAUCUUUUUCAUAUUCGGAAUCUUUUGAAAUGCGUAUUGAUAAUUGUGUGUGUUUUUUAAAUUAAUUUGUACGAACCACUUAUGCAGUAUCUCGAUAAGGUGUAAUUAGGCUAAAACAAAUAAUUUAUGAUUUUGAAUCAACAGUCUAAUAAUCACUUUACUUCAUCCUUGUGUCCAACACUGGGGAGAUUCCCCAAUGUGUUGAAAUGGACGGUGUGCUUAUCUUCUGAUUGAUAAAUAUCUUCUGAUCCAGAAAAACACCUUGGUCACGUUUUGCAUGUGCCUACAUACAUUUCAAUAAACGUUCUGCAAGGCUAAUAAUAAUUCUAUUAAUAAAUAAAUUACUUAUUAAUUAUUCUAGUAAAAUUCUAUUAAUAAAUGGAGUUGAAAGCCAUUGGUCUGAAUCAUUUCUACUGAGAUGUGUUUAUUAUAUUCAUCUGAUAUACUCCAGGUUGUUAGCCCCUGCCGCUUUAAAUGUAGGUUGACCCUCCGUUAAUGACAAACUUCAAUACAUGCAAACAUCUGAGAAAAGGCCCCUUUAAGAAAUAGCUUUGCAUUUACAAGACCGUGCUUUUUCAAAACACCUAUAAAUAAUACAGAAAGCAAAUUAUACAGAACACAAUUCUUGAAAAGAUGAUAUGCUCAAACCUGUGUAUGAGAGUUCCAAUUGUAUUAAGCGCAUCAAUAGCAUGAAUAUUAAUAUAAAAUAAUACUAACGAUGUUUGUGAUAAUACGUUCGAGACGCCAUUAUCCUUUAUUUUAACACGGCACGCAACAUGUUUUCUAUAGACAAAGAAGGAAAUCAAGUGUGGGUUAUUAUGCAAUAAAUUAUGGGCGGAGCUUAAUGUUUCGAAAAUAGUUCCAAAUAAAUAAAGAAAAUAUUGCAGUAAAAUGCACGUGCUAAAACCAGCCCCAAAAGAAAUGUAAUAAAUGUAGCAUGUAUAUAAAUGUAAUAAAACAACAAAUUGUAUAUUUGGUGAUAAGUGGCAUAACCACGCCUACAAAGAAUGUUAUUUGUUAGGAAACGUAAUUCAGAAAACAUUUAUAACAUGUCAGCUUUUCAGUAGCAUCAAUAAACCUGACGUCAUUUA